AUGGCGGCCCUGGGCAGUCUUCCCACCCUCCCUGAGGGACUCACCUACGAUGACGUUCUACUCAUCCCGCAGCGCAGCCCUGUGCGCUCUCGCAAGGCCGUCAACACAAACACACGCCUCAGCCGCAACAUUCACCUCAAGAUUCCCAUCGUCGCCAGCAACAUGGACACCGUGUGCGAGGACAAGACGGCCGUGACGAUGGCGCGCGAAGGCGGCAUUGGCAUCCUGCACCGCUUCUGUAGCAUUGAGGAACAGUGCGCGAUGGUGCGCAAGGUGAAGCGCGCCCAGUCCUUCCUGAUUGAAGAACCGCGCAUGAUCCUGCCGUCGGCGACGAAGGCAGAGGCUCUCGAGGAGCUGAACUGGUCCGGCCGAAAGGGCGGUGUCAGCUGCCUAAUGGUGGUGGACGACUUCACCAGCCGCCGCCUGUGCGGGGUGCUCAGCAAGAGCGACCUUGUCUUUGCAACCGACUCCGCCCUCGUCGAAACCCUCAUGACCCCGGUGAGCCGAAUGGUCGUCUCGACCAACACCGCCAUCACCCUGGAGGAGGCUCGCGAGGUCAUGCGCGUGAAGCGGACCAACAACAUUCCGCUGCUGGGUCCCAAAGGAGAGCUGCUCUACCUCAUCACUCAGUCGGACAUUUUGAAGCUGACUGGCAACCGCAACGCCACCCUUGACUCGCGUGGCCGCCUCGUUGUCGGCGCCGCCAUCGGCGUGAAGAAAGAGGAUCACAAGCGUGCUGCCGCCCUAGUGGACGCCGGCGUGGACGUGCUCGUCGUGGAUAUCGCGCACGGCCACAGCGACCUCUGCAUCGACAUGGUGAAAGCACUCAAGGCGAGCCCGCUCACCAGCAAGGUCGACAUCAUCGCCGGCAACAUCGCCACGGCGGAGGGCGCGCAGGACCUCAUCGACGCGGGAGCAGAUGGCUUGAAGAUUGGUGUGGGUCCGGGCAGCAUCUGCAUUACCCGGCUCGUGGCCGGCUCCGGCGUGCCGCAGCUGUCUGCUGUGAUGGACUGUGCUCGCGUGGCGAAGAAGCAUGGUGUGCCGUGCAUCGCCGACGGUGGCGUCAAGACUGCCGGGGACAUCUGCAAGGCGAUUGCUGCGGGCGCGGACACGGUGAUGUUGGGCAACAUGCUGGCGGGCACAGACGAGGCUCCAGGCCGCGUUCUUGUAAAGGACGGCAAGAAGGUGAAGAUCAUUCGCGGCAUGGCUGGCUUUGGCGCGAACGUCAGCAAGGCGGAGCGCGAAAAACGCGUUGACGAGGACGUCUUUAAUGAUCUCGUGCCGGAGGGUGUCGAGGGCAGCGUGCCGUGCAAGGGCCCCCUCGCACCAAUUUUAAAGCAACUUGUCGGUGGCCUGCGCUCCGGCAUCUCGUACUGCGGCUCCCACAGCAUUGCGGAUAUGCAGCAGCGCGCAAGGUUUGUGCGCAUGUCGGGUGCCGGUUUGCGGGAGAGCGGCAGCCACGAUAUCUCGAAGCUGUAA
Leishmania mexicana MHOM/GT/2001/U1103 is the source of this 1479-nucleotide messenger RNA. RefSeq names its product guanosine monophosphate reductase. The transcript has a single exon. Gene Ontology annotation, molecular function: GMP reductase activity; IMP dehydrogenase activity. Gene Ontology annotation, biological process: GTP biosynthetic process. Bases 1 to 1479 code for a protein of 492 amino acids. NCBI's taxonomy places the organism in Eukaryota, Euglenozoa, Kinetoplastea, Trypanosomatida, Trypanosomatidae. Gene Ontology annotation, cellular component: cytoplasm; GMP reductase complex. The record is from RefSeq and is a predicted model, not a curated record.